AAAGUUAAUAUUUAAAAUUCACUUCCAUACAUCACAAUUUUUUUUUUUUUUUGUAAUUAUUGAUUUUUUCCAAUUCUUGAAUAUCUCUAACACUUAUUCUCCUACCAUAAAAAGAAAACCCCAGUGGAACUUUGAUCUUAUCAAUCUUGGUAUAGCUUCAUUUCUGCAUUCAGAGAGUGUGAGAGAGAAAUGAAGCUCUGGAGUGCUUUGUUCUGCAUUCUUCUUCUGUUGCAAGGAAGUUAUCUCCGUGUGGAAGCCGAUGACAGGUUUGUUACGACCAGGGGAGUGCAACUCAUGUUUCGUGGAAGUCCAUUUUAUGGAAAUGGGUUCAAUGCUUACUGGCUCAUGUACAUGGCUUCCGAUCCAUCUCAGAGAAGCAAGGUCUCGUUGGCAUUUCAGGAAGCUCGACAGCACGGCCUCAGAAUAGGCAGAACUUGGGCUUUCAGGGAUGGUGGAGACAGAGCCCUUCAGUACUCACCUGGUUCUUACAACGAGCAAGUGUUCCAGGGGUUGGAUUUUGUGAUAUCUGAGGCUAAGAAACAUAGAAUUACGCUGAUUCUGAGUCUCGUGAAUAAUUAUGAUGACUAUGGAGGGAAGAAACAGUAUGUGAACUGGGCAAGAGAGCGGGGGCAAUCUAUUAGAUCUGAUGAUGAUUUCUUCACAAAUUCUGUGGUGAAGGGAUACUACAAGAACCAUGUCAAGACUGUUCUGACAAGACGCAACACCUUCACCGGAGUUCUUUACAAAGAUGAUCCCACAAUAAUGGCUUGGGAGCUUAUGAAUGAACCUAGACGUCAGUCAGAUCAAUCGGGAAAGACCAUUCAGGCGUGGAUUACAGAGAUGGCUUCUCAUGUGAAGUCCAUUGAUGGGAAACAUUUACUUGAAGCUGGAUUGGAAGGGUAUUAUGACCAAUCAUCAUCUCAAAAACAGGAAAACAAUCCUAGUUUUCUUGUGGGAACAGAUUUCAUUGCAAACAAUCAGAUCUCCGGAAUUGAUUUUACUACCGUUCAUUCCUAUCCUGAGUCAUGGUUUCCGGGCUUCAGUUUUCAAAGGCAAAUUGAAUUUUUGAACAAUUGGCUGAACAACCACACUCAAGAUGCUCAGAACAUCCUUCACAAGCCAGUACUCUUCGCGGAGUUUGGAAAAUCUUUGAGAACCCCUGGUUCAAGCCUGAACCAGAGAGAUGUGCUCUUCCGAACAGUUUACUCAGCAAUCUACUCAUCAGCAAGCCGCAGUGGUGCAGCCGUUGGAGGCUUGUUCUGGCAGCUUUUCCCUGAAGGAAUGGACUCAUUCCAUGAUGGGAACGAGGUUAUCUUAAGCGAAAACACCUCAACUGUCAGGCUCAUUAACUAUGAAUCUAAGAAGCUUAACCACAUCAGAAACAUGCAUGGGAGGGCAGCAAGAGGCAUUGAGAGGGCAAAACAGAGGGCUGGGAACAGUAGCAGUAUUCAGGGGACCAAUAAGAAAAAAUUUUAGGAUUUCUGGUCAGAACUGAAUCUUAUAGUCGAUAUCGGAAUAACUAUAAUCGUCCAUACAUACGGUUGCAGUAAUAUAGCUUUUGCAUUAUCGAUACUGCUGAAUAAAGUGGAGGGAUUACU
Molecule: messenger RNA, 1598 nt
Organism: Rubroshorea leprosula
Lineage: Eukaryota; Viridiplantae; Streptophyta; Magnoliopsida; Malvales; Dipterocarpaceae
Source: the annotation of a GenBank genome assembly